This is a messenger RNA of Epinephelus moara (kelp grouper), 404 nucleotides long. Its product is annotated as annexin A3-like. Bases 93 to 404 code for a protein of 103 amino acids. The record is from RefSeq and is a predicted model, not a curated record. Gene Ontology annotation, molecular function: calcium-dependent phospholipid binding; calcium ion binding. Gene Ontology annotation, cellular component: cytoplasm. The transcript has 6 exons. NCBI's taxonomy places the organism in Eukaryota, Metazoa, Chordata, Actinopteri, Perciformes, Serranidae.
CUCCUCAGGUGGAUCAGUUUCCACAGAUAGAAGGUGUGGUGGGACGCUUUUCCGGUUCGGGCACAAAUCCAGCAGAACUUCCUGUUGUCAUCAUGGCGUCUUUAUGGGAUGACUUGGACAGUCUCGUGAAUUCCCCUUCAUCUUUCACAGCAACAACAGGAGAGAGAGGAACCAUCAAGCCCCAAACUAACUUCGACGCAGGAGACGAUGCAGUGGCUCUGAGGAAGGCCAUCGAAGGACUUGGGACCGAAGAGAAGACUCUGAUCGACAUCUUGACCCACAGAAGCAGCGCUCAGAGGCAGCUCAUCUGUGAAGCUUAUCAGGAAGCCACUGGAAGAGCGUUACAGGCCGACGUGGUUUCGUCUCUUUAUUUAACUGUCCCAGUGCAACAGCAUGUGAUCUAG